AUGGCGUCAUCCACACCAACGUACCAGCGCGCUGACUACCCGGAAUCAGAACGCGUAUUCUAUGGUUCCGAGGCUGCGUUUGAUGCAAAGAAGCUCACUGCUGGCGUUCGAUGCGUCGAAUUUGGUCCACAGUUUUACGUAGAAUGGAAACAUAUCCAAGCUUUGAAGCAGUAUACCAGGUCGCUCGAGGUGCUGCAGAUGGAUUGCAGUGGCUGGGACUUAACCAACGCCGAUGUCAAGGUUAUUGCAUCGCGCAAUCCGCAACUCAGAGAAGUCCUUUUACACAGGGCAUUAGAAAUCACCGAUAAAGGCAUCGUUCAUAUUCUUAAGAACUGCCCUUCGAUCUCCAUAAUAAAGGUCACCGGACCCGAAAUCGGGACUGGACUUGUAACUGGAAAGUUCGCUGGGUUUCUCAACCAGCCAGCCAUAGUCGAAUCGCGCACAAACCUCGAAGCCAUUUAUCUUUAUGACCAGGGAACGGAUGAGUCGAUGAUCAAAGGUAUCUCCAAGAAAUGGCGUAAUCUCCUCAUCUCUACCGGAAUCACUAUGGCAUGCGGUGAUGUAUGGUCGUUCAAUUGGCUCAGAGGCAAGCGUCUAAAAGAGGGUGAAGAAAGUACUCUUGAGGAUAUGGGAUACCGGUUGCCAAAAGUAGAUGAAGACUUUACAAUCCAUCCGUGGAGCCUCAGCUUUUCGCGCAAAGAGCCCUCGAGAUCCGUCCAGGCCGGUGCUAGCACGUGUGAGAUACCAGAAGGAGACAAUUCCGACAAGAGUGAAGCGGGGAGUGACGGUGAGGAAGACGAAAACGGCAGCGAAGACGAAGACGAAGACGACGACGACGACGACGACAGCAGAGCCUGGGCAUCCGACGACAGUGAUGAUACUCUAGGUUACGACCCUGAGGAGGAGGGAUACUUCCAUGAUAUCUAUACCGGUCGUCGGUCUGUGCCAGUGUACGAACCGUACCACCCCGCUGAAAUCCCAUUCUCAAAGACGCUGUACUUUCGUUCGAAGGAAGACUCGGGAAGGCUAUGGCCUGACGUUAAGCGUACUAGCAUUCAAACUAUUGCAACCGCCCCUCCCCAAUUCCGCAAGUCCCUGCACACAAUUGGUUGCGGCUACGGGCGCGUCUCUGACGCAGCUGUUGCCAACCUCACGCGCGCCGUCCCACAUCUCAAGGAUAUCGAUUUCUACGACACGCAUACUCUCACCGACAAGGCCAUAAUUUCCAUCAUCAGAAACUGCCCCGGCAUCGAGCGCAUAGCUAUAGCCGGUAGUGACAGGACACCUGGAAAAGUUAAAUGUCGCGGUCGUCUGGUAGAUGUCAUGGAGGAUCUGACACUUGCCAAGAAACUGCGGCAUUUGGAACUAUGGAAUCAAAUGCUCUUCAUCAGAGGCGUUGAGAGAAUUUCGAAAGCGAGGCCGAAAUUGGCGAUCGUGGACGGUGUGACUGUGGGCGAUAGCAAGUGGUAG
Messenger RNA from Alternaria arbusti, 1470 nucleotides. RefSeq lists its product as uncharacterized. The transcript has 4 exons. NCBI's taxonomy places the organism in Eukaryota, Fungi, Ascomycota, Dothideomycetes, Pleosporales, Pleosporaceae. Bases 1 to 1470 code for a protein of 489 amino acids. The record is from RefSeq and is a predicted model, not a curated record.